AUGAGUUAAGACCCUUUAAUAACAAAAGAUUGCAAAGAACCGUAAGAUUCGACACCUGAACAAGAUUAUUGCAUUUCAAGAGAAUUGAGUUCACUAGGCGUAUCAAAUUUCUCUCAAAACUCUCUCAUCAGUUAUUAUUCAAAAGAAAGACUAGUUCCAAUACAAAUAUCUUUGUCAUCAAGAUAUGUGUGCUUACUUUUUGAGCCAGAAAAUGGUAUUUAAUAUUACCAUAUACUCCAGAGAUAUUCAAAUGCCCUCCUACACUAAGCCUAUCUUGAAAAGAUUGUAUCUACAUUCCAUCUUUAUGAUCCUAUGGAUUGUGGAGUAAAAUCUAUUGAAGCUGAUGGAGAUGCUCAUUUGAUUUUCUCCCUUAUUUCAAGCUAUGACAAUGAUGUAGACAGAAUCAAAGUUUUGAGAAUUAAAAAGAACAAUCAUGUUUUCGAUAUGACUUAUGCUGCACCAGGCGAAACAAGAACCUAUCUUACUUUUUAAUCGGUUUCAAUUGAUUUCAGAUAUCUUGCUGCAUGCAGAAGAGUUUAAGUUCCAUCAGAAGAGGCCCAAGAUCACAGUACUUAAUAUUAAAGAAUAAGGACAAGGUUCCUCAGUAUUUCAGAUGGCGAAAUAUAGCAAUGUGCUGAAACAGAAGAUGACAUUGUACUAAAUCCACUCAAUCUCUAAACAAAAAUUACCUUUGUUGGCACUACUGGGAAAGCCCUUAUUUGUUUAUUAAAAACAGAUUUGAGUCUCUAUGACGUCAAUGCAAAAUAGUAUCUUAGCAGGCUUCCAUUUUUUUCAUAUCAAGGUAUAGAGAUCGGAUACUAUAUGGAUAUUAAAUAGUACUUUUUAAUCGACAAAUCAAAGGGGAAAGAAUAUUAGAUUGAAAUAACUAAUGAUUAAGUUCAGCUAAUAGACUCCUCUCCAGUAGUAAACAUAGAAGAGAGCGAUGAUAUUGGUUUUUCAAUCUCAAGCAUUCCUUAUUAGUAUUCCACAAAAGGCAUGACUCCAAUUUAUUCAGUCUAGAAUAACACUAGUUUUUGUGUUGCUUAAUAAGCAUUUGAGCUCACCAUUGAUAAUAUGAAAUACUCAAGAUCAAUUAUUUUACCAAGACUCAAAGUAUGCUACACAAUUUCAAAUGUGGAGCCUUACCAGACUGUUGUCUUGGAUUUAAGCAAUCUGGACAUUAGCUUUGUCACUACAAUUCCUACAAGAAAUCUCAGCUAUGGGUGUGAUUCCUCAACUAAUUGCUCUCGUUUUAUAUUAUCAGACUCUGACUAUAAAAAAAGUGAUAUUUGUUAGGGUAUCUCUCUAAUCUCUACUCUUUCAUCAUUCUUCAAAGAAAGAUUAUAUCCAUUGAGGGCUAAUAGAGUCAGGAAUGUUGGAGCAUUCUCUUGCUCAGGUAAAUAUCUUUCAAUGAAAAUUGAUGGUACCUUAAAGAUAUUUGACCUAAUGGAAAAAGUUGAAAUUUUUAGUGCUGUUGGAAUGAAAGCUCUGUUCUCUGAUAACUAAGAAGCAUUUGUACUUCAUGUUGGAGGCUUCAAUUAUCAAUACUUUGCUAUUAACGAUUAGGGCAAAUUCGAAUUAAGAAACCCUUUUAUCAAGAAUGUAGCCUCAAGAGUUGACUUUAUGCCGGGAUCAAAUACUAAAUUGGUCAUUUAUGAUGAAUUUUACAACACUCUAGUAGUCAGAGAUAUGGAAACUAACAAAGUUACCAAACUUGUAAAGAAAGUUACUUUCCAAAGCAGCAAGUAUACUCUUCUUACAGACACUCUCUUUGCUUAUCAAGAAACUAGAGUUACUUCAAAAGGAAAACAAAAUGUUCUAGUAAUAUUCAAUUUCAAAGAAUAGCAUCCCGAAAUUGAGUUGUUUACUGAGGAUCAAAUUCUUUGCGUUAAGCUUUCCUCUGAUUCUAAAUUUAUUUAUGUAGCAACUUCUUCAUGCAUUAAGAUCCUGGACAAGAAUAAUUUGGAAAAGACUAUGUGUUCUUACUCAGUUUCAAAUGUUAUUGAGAUCAUUGAAAAAGAAGACUAGACAUACUUAAUCUGCAAACAUGAUGAAUCUACUCAUCAGAUACUUGGAGUAAAGACUCUAAAUCCUAUACUUAAAACUAAACUACAGACUAAUCAUGAUUCAUUUACAUCUGGAUAAUUCAUUAUGAAAUAUAUUAUCCAAGGACUACAAAAUGAGGACUAAUAAGUCAAAGAAAACGCAAUCAUUGCUUACAGACAAUUUCAUUAAUUAGGUAUGGUUGAUACACACUACGGGAAAAAUGGGGAUACUAUUCUUCAUUAUCUAAUAUAAAACAAUGAUUCUAGUUUACUCAAUUCUUAUUUCAGCGAUGUUUCUGAAGAUCAUGAUUUAUAUCAUUGCUCAUUUGCAGGAAAGAGCCCUCUCUCAUACGCUUAUGAAAGUAAUAAGAUGCAGCAUAUGAAUAUCAUGCUAGAAUACUUUAUAAGUAACCCUAAAAAAUUCUUUGCUCUUUCUGAAGAUCUUUUAAAUUUAAUGGAAUGCUCACUCCCAUCAGCAAAGACAAUGAUUGUCAAUCUAUUUUAGACUCCUCAUUUAUUUAAAUGCUCAUUACCCUACUAAAUCCCUUCAAGUGAAAGUAUCAUUUUGCUCCCUAUAGAGGGUAAUCAAUUAGGAGUUCCACUAUGCAACACUAUUGUCGAGAAAUUCUAAGAAUCAGAGGGGGAUAGCGUGACUGUUUAGCUAGCUACCACUAAAUUUUUGUAUAACUUUGAGAGGGGAUCAAAAUCAAGUCUUGAAUUCUUAUCUAGAUAUGCAAAUGAAGAUUCAGAGGAAGUUGUAAGAUCUAAACUUAGACUUAUUAUACUUUAUAAAUAUGAAGAAUGCUUAAAGUUCUUAAAAUUAUAGACUGGAAUUUUCUUUUUACUUCUCUCCCUUUACAUGUUGAGGUCAGUUUUCUUUAGGGAUUCAAUUACUCUGACAACUAUAGUGCUUUUGCUAAAUACAGUAUUUGUUGGAUAUGAAAUCAACCAAAUGGUAAGAAGUGGUCUUAAGGGCUACUUUGACAGUAUUUGGAAUUACACAGAUAUUACUGGUUUCAUGUUACUCUAUGUAGGAGUGCUUGGUCCACUAAUUCUGACUGUCAAUGAGAGUGAUUUCUUCUCUCAAUCCAUUAUUAUGAUUGAUAACAUCACAGUUAUGUGCUUGCUUUUGAGAGGUAUGUCUCAUUUAAGAAUCUUUAGUAACCUCAGAUAUCUUAUCAAUAUGAUUGUUGAAAUCAUCAAGGAUAUGUCAAGUUUCUCAAUCCUUUUGAUCUACUGGAUGAUUGGAUUCAACUUGAUGUUCUACUCAUUUAAGUAUCAAAAUGAAAUGAAUGGCUAAGAAAACAAAUCUUUCAAUUAAGACAUUUCAAGUAGCGUAUUCUUUACUGAACUACAACAGACUUACAAGCUCUCAUUUGGAGAUUUCGACACUGAAGGCUUUAAUGGAUUCCAAUGGGCUCUUUUCGUAAUUUCUUCUUUCUUCAUUCCUCUUGUGCUGUUCAAUCUAAUUAUUGCAAUCAUGGGAGAUACCUAUGAUAGAGUUUAGACUUCAGCUGCAUGUGUUGAUCUUAAGGAAUAAGCCAAUCUUAUUCUAGAAGUAGAGGGAUUACUCCACUGGAAACUAGACGCUGGCGAAGAGAGAAGAACUCUUAUUUGCUAUAGCGAGGAUCUCGGCGAUGAAGUCAGUGAUUCAGCUGCCUGGGAAGGCAAGAUCAAGGGUCUCAUUAAAAAGAUGGAUAGAAUCGAAGAGAAAAUUGAUCAAACAGCGUAGUAUGCUAGAAUUACUAACAAAUUAGUUACUCAGAACUUCCAAAACAUGAAGCAAGAGAUGAUCUCUGCUCUUGGAAUGGAAAUCAGAGCUCAACUUAAAAAGUCUUAACAACAGUGA
This is a messenger RNA of Stylonychia lemnae, 3894 nucleotides long. The record is from the annotation of a GenBank genome assembly. NCBI's taxonomy places the organism in Eukaryota, Ciliophora, Spirotrichea, Sporadotrichida, Oxytrichidae.